AGGCUUUCGGCGAAAACAUUCAAUCCAUUCAUUAUGGCGCCUUCUGUACUCUCAGCCGUGCUCUCGGGCUCUGCCCUACUGGCUGCUGUUAAUGCUCAGAACUUUGCCGGCGGUGACCGCGCUGAAGAUGCGUUUGUGUACUACCAACCGCUCAACACUACCAUCUUGACCGAGUAUGGUUCCUCGCCGCCCGUAUAUCCGUCACCAAAAAUCACUGGUGCCGGUGGAUGGGAGAUGGGUCUUGAGAAGGCGAAAGCUUUCGUAGCCCAACUCACUCUCGAGGAGAAGGCUGAUAUGGUCACUGGCCAAGCCGGACCCUGCGUUGGAAACAUCGUGGCUAUCCCUCGUCUUGGUUUCCCUGGCCUGUGUCUUCAAGAUGGUCCUCUUGCUAUCCGUGUGGCCGAUUACGCCAGCGUCUUCUCUGCCGGUGUAUCUGCUGGUGCCACAUGGGACAAGAAGAUCAUGUACGAGCGCGGUCACGCCAUGGGUGAAGAGUUCAGGGCCAAGGGCUCUCAAAUCAUGUUGGGCCCCGUGGCUGGACCUCUUGGACGUUCUGCCUAUGCAGGCCGAAACUGGGAAGGAUUUUCAUCCGACCCCUACCUCAGUGGUAUUGCCAUGGAAGAGACUAUCCAUGGUGCUCAGGAUGCAGGUGUACAAGCUUGCGCAAAGCACUGGAUCGGCAAUGAGCAGGAGAUUCAACGUAACCCUUCUUACAGCACUGGAGUGGACAAGACCGCGCAUUCUGCAGCAGCUCUCUCGUCCAACAUUGACGACCGCACUAUGCAUGAACUCUACAUGUGGCCCUUUGCCAACGCUGUCAAGGCGCGUGCUGCCAGCUUCAUGUGCUCAUACCAGAGAAUCAACGGAUCCUACGGAUGCCAAAACUCAAAGUCGCAGAACGGUCUUCUCAAGACCGAGCUCGGUUUCCAGGGCUACGUCAUGUCUGAUUGGGGUGCGACCCACACUGGUGUUGCCGCUAUUGAAGCCGGUCUCGACAUGAACAUGCCUGGAGGACUCGGUGCCUACGGCCAGGGCUUUGGCUUCACUUCCUACUUCGGUGGCAACGUCACUGCUGCUGCCAAGAACGGUAGUCUUGAGAUGUCUCGUAUCGACGACAUGGUUAUUCGCAUCAUGACCCCGUACUUCCAGCUCGGUCAGGACAAGGAUUUCCCUAGCAUUGACCCUUCGACUGGCGACCUCAACACCUUCUCGCCACCCAGCACCUGGACACGAGAGUACAACCUCACUGGCGAGGCCAGCCGUGAUGUUCGUGGUAACCACGGCGAGUUGAUCCGCCGCCACGGUGCCGCUGGUACCGUUCUGUUGAAGAACGUCGAUCACGCACUUCCUCUCAAGACUCCUCGCAAUGUCGCCGUCUUCGGCAACGACGCUAGCGAGCCAGUACGCAGCUCCGUAAUCAACCAGCAAAACUAUGAAUACGGCACCUUGUUCGCUGGCGGUGGCUCAGGUACUGGUCAAUUCACCUACAUGAAGAGCCCCCUCCGCGCCAUCCAGGACCGCGUUACUGCUGACGGCGGCAUCGUCCAAUCCUUCCUCAACAACACUCACAUUGCUACCAACAACGUCAGCACGCUCGUUAUUCCCAAGCGUCAGCCCGACGUCUGCAUCGUCAUGCUCAAGACCUGGGCCGAAGAAGGUAACGAUCGCGCUCACUUGGGAUCCGACUGGGACGGCGACAAAGUCGUUACCUCCGUCGCCGCCUUCUGCAACAACACCGUUGUCGUCACCCACUCAGCCGGUAUCAACACACUCAACUGGUCUGACCACCCUAACAUCACCGCCAUCGUGGCCGCUCACUUCCCUGGCCAAGAAUCCGGCAACUCCCUCGUAGACAUCCUCUACGGCCACGUCAACCCCUCCGGUCACCUCCCCUACACUAUUGCCAUGAACGGAAAUGACUACAACGCGCCCCCUACCACCAACAUCAACACGACUGGCUUCUACGACUGGCAAUCCUGGUUCGACGAGAAGCUUGAGAUUGACUACCGUCACUUCGACAUGCACAACAUCUCCGUUCGCUACGAGUUCGGUUUUGGUCUCUCAUACACCACCUUCGAUAUCAAGGACAUCAGCGCCGAGGCCUCCGCCAGCGACAUCACCUCCAUGCCCGAGCAACUUCCCAUCCAGCCCGGUGGUAACCCCGCUCUCUGGGAGACCCUCUACAACGUCACCGUCACCGUUUCGAACACUGGCGACGUUGCCGGUGCCGCCGUACCCCAGCUCUACGUCGGUCUUCCUUCUUCCGCCCCUGCUGGAACGCCCGUGCGCCAGCUUCGCGGCUUCGAGAAGGUGUACCUUGAGAAGGGUGAGAGCCAGAGCGUCAGCUUUGAGCUUAUGAGGCGUGAUUUGAGCUACUGGGACAUCGUUUCCCAGCAGUGGGUCAUCCCUGAGGGAGAGUUCACCGUCUGGGUCGGACACAGCAGUCGCGACUUGAAGGUUACGAAGAGCUUUACUGUUGUGCAGUAA
This is a messenger RNA of Pyrenophora tritici-repentis Pt-1C-BFP, 2487 nucleotides long. RefSeq names its product BglX, Beta-glucosidase-related glycosidase. Gene Ontology annotation, molecular function: beta-glucosidase activity. NCBI's taxonomy places the organism in Eukaryota, Fungi, Ascomycota, Dothideomycetes, Pleosporales, Pleosporaceae. Gene Ontology annotation, biological process: glucan catabolic process. The record is from RefSeq and is a predicted model, not a curated record.